Messenger RNA from Phragmites australis (common reed), 1776 nucleotides. RefSeq lists its product as uncharacterized. NCBI's taxonomy places the organism in Eukaryota, Viridiplantae, Streptophyta, Magnoliopsida, Poales, Poaceae. The transcript is spliced from 5 exons. The record is from RefSeq and is a predicted model, not a curated record. The coding region runs from base 330 to 1430 and encodes 366 amino acids.
UUGCCCAUACUACUCCAACAACCCAACGCACGCAGCAUCGGCCAUGGCGGCCACCAGCCUCAGCCGAUCCGCGACAUUCCUGUCCGGGUGAGGCCAACCGCUUCGCUCCUCUCGGUAAAUCGAUCCAGGCCCAACUAAAAGCAACGCCCAAAUUAAAAAGCAGGAGAGAAAAAAGCUCGAAGAAGUGAGCUCCCACCUUCUCUCUCUCCCCCCGCUCGCACCACCACCGAACCCUCCGAUCCAAACCCUCCUCGCAUGACGCCGCGCGCCACGAGGCGGCGGCGCUGCUGACCCCCUCCCCCUUGACCCGCCGGGUAGAGACGUCAGGCAUGGGCGGCGUGACGUCCAACAUCGCCGCGCGCUUCGCCUUCUUCCCGCCCACGCCGCCGUCCUACACCGUUGUCGUCGCCGACGCCGCCACCGGCCGCCUCGCCAUCCCCGAGAUCUCCCGUCCCCCCGCCCGCCGAAGGAGGCGGGACGGCGCUGGCGGGGACUCCUCCUCGACCUCCGGCACCGGCGCUGAGGAGGAGGACGGCACGGAGGUGGUGCGCCUCCGCACGCGCCGGGGGAACGAGAUCGUGGGGGUGUACGUGCGCCACGCGCGGGCCUCCGCUACGUUGCUCUACUCCCACGGGAACGCCGCCGACCUCGGCCAGAUGUACGGGCUCUUCGUCGAGCUCAGCCGCCGCCUCCGCGUCAACCUCUUCGGGUAUGAUUAUUCCGGUUAUGGGAGAUCUACAGGGAAGCCCACUGAGUGUAAUACAUAUGCAGACAUUGAAGCAGCAUAUAACUGCCUCAAGGAAAAAUAUGGUGUCGCAGAUGAGGAUAUAAUAUUGUAUGGUCAGUCUGUUGGAAGUGGUCCAACCAUUGAUCUUGCUUCGCGAUUGCCAAACUUGCGAGCUGUGGUUUUGCACAGUCCCAUAUUAUCUGGACUAAGAGUACUAUAUCCAGUCAAACGGACGUUUUGGUUUGACAUUUACAAGAACAUCGACAAAAUUGGCUUGGUAAAUUGUCCCGUGCUCAUCAUUCAUGGUACAUCAGAUGAUGUCGUCGACUGCUCCCAUGGAAAACAGCUAUGGGAGCUUUGUAAAGUAAAAUAUUCGCCACUGUGGUUAAGUGGUGGUGGCCACUGCAAUCUCGAGCUGUAUCCUGAUUACAUUAGGCACUUAAAGAAGUUUGUGUCAAGCCUGAGCAAAAAAUCGUCAAAACCUGACCCAAUAGAGAUAACAGCAAAGGAUGACACUGCUACUAAAGGCACAGAAGCUGCAUGCUCGGACAAACCCCAAGAGGCUGCAAAGUGCUCACAGAUCUCGCGGAAGAGCCUAGAUAGCCGUGUUGGGAAAUCUAAAACGGUGAACGUUCCUGAGAAACCGCGGAUGAGCUCAGAUGAUAUCGACAAGUUCAGGAGGAGAAGAUGCUUGGUUUGGUGAUGUGAUCUUCUGCACAAUGUGUGGAACAGUACUGAAUACUAUAGCGUGGGAAUCAAGCAACUGUAUUACAUCCUACUGCGAGGAAUGGCUUCCAGCGGUUCCUGCAGCGGAGAGAAAGUAGCUGUUAAAUAAAGGAAACGAAUCAGGAAGCUACUACCAUCCAUCAAAGAGCUACUACUCAAAACUGGUAGUUUCUCGGUUAAUUUAACACUUACACCGUCAGCCUGUUUUGCAGCACCAGUUAGGGUUUCCAUCAUGUGAAAGUGUACCAUUAUUGUCUGUAAUCACGAGGGACCAAUACAAACAUUUUCUGCCACUUUGUGCAAAGUCUGAAGCCUUGACGGAA